AUGGGAUGCGUGCCUGCCAUGGCAGCACUCUGCUUCACUUUAAACGGCAGGAAUCAGAUCAUCAGCUCGCUUGCCAUGGGGAUGGGUUCUGAGUACCUUGUUAUAAAACCCCGCGCCCGCGGCCGGCUCCUGUCUCAUGCUACACCACACUCUCUGCGCAAUGGUUCGUUUGAGAUCGACUCGAAGACAGACGAACAUCAUCAUACUCUAUCACAGGUCGCAUCCAUCAAUACACACCAUACUUCGCCUCACAUCCACUCAUACAACAUCAAUCAAUACCCCAUAUUAUCCCACAUGGUGAAAGGCGUCGGCAGUUCUGGUGGCGGGUUAUGGUUAAUGGUCCCCGGGCCCCGGCCGCCCGAAGACGACAAAGUGGAAGCGCCGCUACCGACUGGCGUUGUCGUCUAUCGAGCCGGCGAGUCUGUCCAAUCGCUCACAGAUUGGGAAAUAAUAAAAUUACAGAACAAGUCAGAGAAUGCGGAGGAGAAGAGAGCGAGGUUGGAGCGACUUUCACCUGGUGGUGACCUUGCUGACGUUGCUAUUUGGAUGCGUAAUAACUGGAAUAAGAACCCCCAGGCAAAGAUCCCGAGUUUCUCAGAAUACCCACGAAAAGCGCGCCAUCUCGAGGUUCUUGAGGUCCCGUCGCAGAAAGGCCCGGACCGAACAAGUUUGGGCAACUUCGAAGACAUCAGUCUACUUGACGUGAACCGCCAGUAUAUGAAAUUUACCUACUGAAGAGGGCGCCCCCGGGACCAGGCUAUUGCAAGACGGUUCCAGUCCUCCUUUAAUACCGUGAGAACCCCGAAGAACGCCAGCCUGGCAGGCUCACUUUAUCCUGUCGCCGAAUGCCUAGCCAUGCAAACUCCCUCUACGUCGUUAAAUCGCUCUCUUCUUGACCCAUGACCAUCGUCUACACCCAUCGAUGCUCCCUCCCACAAGUUGUCAUUGUCAUGCAGCGUCCCCCUCCUUUCUUCACCCACACCUUACUCCA
This is a messenger RNA of Sodiomyces alkalinus F11, 991 nucleotides long. RefSeq lists its product as hypothetical. NCBI's taxonomy places the organism in Eukaryota, Fungi, Ascomycota, Sordariomycetes, Glomerellales, Plectosphaerellaceae. The transcript is spliced from 9 exons. Bases 1 to 735 code for a protein of 244 amino acids. The record is from RefSeq and is a predicted model, not a curated record.